GUAAACACUUCCAGCUUUCAGCAACUAAACACAAGUUAACUAUGAGCGCGGGGCAUGAUGGGAGUACGGAAGUUCUCUCCGUCUCCGUGGCAACCUUUCGCAAAGCUCAAAGUCCAUUUGCCAGCUCACUGCGCAUCCUACGUGUGAUGUCUAUUCACAAAGCUGCGUUUCUAAUCUCCGUUCUUUGCGUAAAAUCAGCGGACGCUUUCCAUUGGCUGCUCGUCAGUGGAUUAUCACCGGAAUUCCCGAAAGUGGAGCGUUAUCGGCGUAGUUGCGGCCUGGCCCAGCGGACUGAGAGAAAGAGAUGGGAGUGGAAGGUCCUGGUGGGAAGGGAGAUUUCUCCCGGCACCAUUAAUACAAUGUAAUGAGCAUUCACGCAAAGGAAGACUCUCCGGGUAACAGCCGUGUUUUUAGUUUAGUGGAUCAGCUUGUCUUCUGGGUGAAGCAGCAGUCAUUAUGCAGGAUGAAUUGGACGGAAAGGCAGCCGCUGUUGUGUUGGGGCGAACCCUCGGUGAGCCGGCGAGAUUUGCCUAUGCUGGGCUUUGUGGCAUCUCUUUGGCGCAGCUCUAUCCUGAAAAAGAACAGAGGAGCUUCUGCACCAAGUUUGUGGAAGACUUGGUGGAUUGGCUGGAUCUGUCCAAGUCGGUGCUUCCAGCAAUGGUGGCUUUUGCUAGUGGCCUAGGGGGAGAGGGAACCGAUACCUUUACUAAACUUCUUCUGGAGGAUCCAGCCUUGAAGUCCAACCCAACUAUCAUCACUCAGGAUCUGGUGUCCUUUUCUCUCCGUGAUGGAUUUUAUGAUUCUAGAAGCCGAGUGCUGACAUCACAUGUCUCCUGGCUGCUCCGUGUCCCACCGGAAACAUUAGAGCUCUGCCAGGAGUCCUUGAUGCAGAGCCUGAAGCAGCACACAGAGGAGCCCUCAGAGUCGGCACAGGCAUCUCGCAGAAAGAAGGAAAGCCGGAAAAAGUUGAAAAGAUACCUUCUGAUUGGCCUGGCCACUGUUGGAGGUGGUACUGUGAUAGGUCUCACAGGUGGGCUCGCCGCUCCUCUGGUAGCUGCAGGGGCUGCAACAAUUAUCGGCAGUGCAGGAGCAGCAGUACUGGGAUCUACAGCUGGCAUUGCCAUUAUGGCGUCGCUCUUUGGCGCAGCCGGAGCUGGACUGACAGGUUACAAGAUGAAGAAACGAGUUGGAGCCAUAGAGGAGUUUGAGUUUUUACCCCUCACUGGAGGACGGCAGCUGCACAUUAGUAUUGCUAUUACUGGCUGGCUUUCUACCGGCAAAUAUGGAAGCUUUGUGGCCCCUUGGCAGAGUUUGCUCCAUUCGUCAGAGCAGUAUUGCCUAGCGUGGGAGUCCAAAUAUCUGAUGGAGCUGGGCAAUGCACUGGACACCUUGUUAAACGGACUCAUGAAUGUGGUGGCACAGGAAGCAUUGAAGUUUACCAUCCUAUCAGGGAUUGUGACUGCCCUGACGUGGCCAGCGUCGCUCAUCACUGUGGCCAGUGUGAUUGAUAAUCCAUGGGGGGUGUGUCUUAGCCGCUCGGCAGAGGUUGGCAAACACCUGGCACACAUACUGCUCAGUAGGCAACAGGGGAGGAGGCCUGUGACUCUGAUAGGGUUCAGCCUCGGUGCCAGAGUCAUUUAUUUCUGCUUACAAGAGCUGGCCCAGGAAGCAGACUCAGAGGGGAUCAUCGAGGACGUGGUAUUGCUGGGGGCCCCAGUGGAAGGUGAUGCAGAUCGAUGGGAGCCACUAACUCGGGUUGUGGCUGGGAGAAUUGUUAAUGGUUACUGCAGGGGGGACUGGUUGCUGAGCUUUGUGUAUCGCAGCUCCUCGGCCAAACUGAACGUGGCAGGUUUGCAGCCAGUGCUCUUAAAAGACAGGCGAAUGGUUAAUAUGGACCUCUCCUCUGUGGUGAAAGGACACCUGGACUACAUGAAGCAGAUGGACACCCUACUUAAAGCUGUUGGCAUCAAAACCAAAGAGUGCCGUCUGGGAGAGCAGAGCGGCCUCCUGUACCAGCCCCCAGUCAUUGCUACAGUGCAGGAAAGCAAGCUGGCUCCAGGUGACUUAGUAGACACAGGAAAGGACGACUCCUGGGACUGGGAACCUGUAGCAAGAACCAAAACCCCUCAGUCUUCAUGGACAGAUUGUCCAACUCACAGCCAAUCAGAAGACUCGCAAGCUGCGGAACAAACAAACUCUUGCUCUGUUAAGGGCUGUGCUGGGAAAGAAACAGGGAAGCGGUGCCCGGACUUUACCAACAAUAAUGAUUACCCCUUGGAGGAAGUGGGAGCUGCCUCACAAUAGAACUGCAAGGAAGUGAUGCGUUUUGUUGCACCCAUGGAACAGCGAAUCACACACAUCUGUGAUAAAAUAUCAGUGACUCUUUAGCAGACCUGCCUAACUACAACUGGAACCUACUAACCAGGCUGUCAUGGCUAGAAGGCUGUGACUAGGGAUAGAUUGUCCCGUGAUCCUUACAGUAUUAACAACCUCAGUGAUUAUACAACGUAAUCAGUAUUUAUUUGGGUUCAGAUACAAAAAAUCUGGAUCCCUGAGUACUAAGCACACUCCAGCAGGAACAGCCUGUGCAGAAAGAUGUUAGAUUAGUAUUUAUCUCCUAUAGUUAGCCCAGUUCAUACUGACCCUUUCACUCCACUGUGAUGAACAUAUAUAAUAAUAAUGGCAAAGUAUUGUAUAGGAUAGUGUAGGUCAGUAUGGGAUAGUGGGCCGGCUGAAGUCCAAAAAUACUGGAACAUGUUCUUAGUGAUGAUGGCAGCUGAAAAAUUGGCCUUCUCUUGUGCUAAUGUGACCCGCGGCCAAUGGAAAUGCUACAAUAAUCAAUAUGCUCCAUAGCAACCAGUCAGAUCUUUGCUUGAAAAUAUAGUACAUCAUUUCUGCGUAAGUAAUACUAAUGAAAUUAUAUUUUAAUCAAUUUAAAUUCUUGUAUAAGCACUGUCGUGUUUAAUUUAAUGGGGAUCCAUCACCAAAAUUAACUUUUAUUCUAUUGUUGAGAAACUGGGGAAAAAAAAAGCAAAAAUGUAAUUGGUUUUAUUAAAAAAUUCAGAAUCAUAAGAAAGUUAUAGACCUUAAUUAACACUGCAGCGACACAAUUAUACCUCAGUAGCGUCCGCAUUUAUAGCUAGGGGGACGUACCACUAGAGACACAUUUAUCGCAGCUAAUGGUCGAAUUUCAAAUUCAUGUGAGUUUUUUAAACUCCCAUAAAUGUGAAAUUUGUCUAGUCUAAAUUUAUUAAUAAGAUCAAAUUUUUUUAACUCAAACUAAUCUAAACGACCCGGAAACUCGAAUCGAAUUAACAAAAACUUGAUUUCUCCAAAAAAAAAACUUGAAUGUCAGGAAGGCAACAAACAUCGCCAAACUGAUCCCUGUACCUCUCCCAUUGACUUAUAAGUAAUUCAGCAGGUUUUAGAUGGCGAAAAAGGGAGAAUUGUUUUC
Messenger RNA from Xenopus laevis (African clawed frog), 3454 nucleotides. It is a transcript of the gene tmco4.S, whose product is annotated as transmembrane and coiled-coil domains 4 S homeolog. Gene Ontology annotation, cellular component: membrane. The record is from RefSeq and is a predicted model, not a curated record. The transcript has 15 exons. Lineage: Eukaryota; Metazoa; Chordata; Amphibia; Anura; Pipidae. The coding region runs from base 457 to 2304 and encodes 615 amino acids.